AUGUUGUUCAACCGGGCAGGACGGGUGCUCAAGGACAGUACACAUUUUGUCUACGCAGAAAUGACCUUGCCAUCAGUGCGUGAGUUACCUAAUUUAGGUAAACUGGAGGCACUACACCUGUCGGGGAACCCGCUCAUGGAAUGGCCCACCCCCAUACACCGGUGUGGGAACCUUAAACAUCUCGACCUGAGUCGGUGUAGGAUCUCUGAGUUGUAUGACGAUGACGAUGACAAUGACGAUGACGAUGACGAUGACAAUGACGAUGACGAUGACGAUGACGAUGGCGAUGACGAUGCCGAUUACGAUUACGAUUAUUACGAUGGCGAUGGCGAUGGCGAUGACGAUGACGAUUACUAUGGCGAUGACGAUGACUAA
Messenger RNA from Bolinopsis microptera, 375 nucleotides. Its product is annotated as aspartic acid-rich protein-like. Gene Ontology annotation, molecular function: protein binding. The record is from RefSeq and is a predicted model, not a curated record. The transcript is spliced from 3 exons. Lineage: Eukaryota; Metazoa; Ctenophora; Tentaculata; Lobata; Bolinopsidae. Bases 1 to 375 code for a protein of 124 amino acids.